Messenger RNA from Trichoplax adhaerens, 1005 nucleotides. RefSeq lists its product as uncharacterized. Gene Ontology annotation, biological process: mitochondrial citrate transmembrane transport. The transcript is spliced from 6 exons. The record is from RefSeq and is a predicted model, not a curated record. NCBI's taxonomy places the organism in Eukaryota, Metazoa, Placozoa, Uniplacotomia, Trichoplacea, Trichoplacidae. Bases 1 to 1005 code for a protein of 334 amino acids.
AUGGAGCUGUUAAUGACCAAGGCUUCCACACCUGGAAUAAAUGAAAAAAACUUGAUUAAUAAUCCACCAAAGAACAAGAUUCAUCCAUUUUUAGGCCGCAAUAUAGUAGCAGCGGCUGCUCCCGCUGGAGGCAAGAAAAAGCAUCCUGUAAAAGCAAUCUUGGCAGGUGGAAUUGCUGGUGGUCUGGAGAUAUGUAUAACAUUUCCUACAGAAUACGUCAAGACACAGUUACAAUUAGAUGAGCGUUCAGCGAAACCGCAGUAUAAAGGACCUAUAGAUUGUGUUAAAGUAACUGUCAAGAAUCAUGGUUUCCUAGGCUUAUAUCGAGGAUUAAGCUCUUUAUUAUAUGGUUCUAUACCCAAGGCAUCUGUGAGGUUUUCCGUGUAUGAAUUUUUGAGAAAUCGCCUAGUCGAUGAAAAGGGUAAUCUAAGUGGCGGUAGAACGCUGUUAUGUGGUUUAGGUGCAGGUGUUGGUGAAGCAAUAUUAAUUGUUUGUCCUAUGGAGACUGUAAAAGUUAAGUUUAUUCACGAUCAAACUCAACCAAAUCCAAAGUAUAAAGGGUUCUUUCAUGGUGUUAGAACUAUUGUAAGAGAGGAAGGAUUUCGAGGAACAUAUCAAGGCUUAACUGCGACAAUAUUGAAGCAGGGUUCCAACCAAAUGAUACGCUUUUUCGUUUAUAACCGGAUCAAGUCGUACUUACAGGGAGAUUCCAAAGAAAAAGCUAAGAUUUGGCAAACGUUUACUAGUGGAUUUAUCGCUGGUGCUGCUAGUGUCUUUGGAAAUACCCCGCUUGAUGUCGUAAAAACUAGAAUGCAGGGUCUCGAUGCUCACAAAUAUAAGGGAUUUGUCGACUGUGUCCAAAAGAUUGCAAGAAAUGAAGGUUUCUUCGCAUUCUAUAAAGGUACAACUCCUCGCCUUGGACGUGUUUGCCUGGAUGUUGCUAUUGUCUUUACAUUAUAUGAGAAAAUUAUGCAAUUUCUUGACUAUGCAUGGAAAACAGACUAA